AUGAGGAAGGUGGUGGUGAUGAUGGUGAUGGAGGUGGUGGUGAUGAGGAAGGUGGCAGUGAUGAUGAUAGAGAGGGUGAUGAUGAGGAAGGUGGUGGCGAUGAUGGUGAUGAAGGUGGUGAUGAUGAGGAAGAUGUUAAUGAUGAAGGUGGUGGUGAUGAGGAAGGUGGUGGUGAUGAUGGUGGUGAAGGUGAAGCAUCUGACCAUUAAGAACGAGGAAAAGCAGAAGGAGGUGGAGGGAACUGGGCAACCAGAUGAAGUCGACAUUUAUACGGUGAAGACCGAAGAGCUGUCGUUCACAUCUGCCUUCUGCCUGCAGAUACAGCGAAAUGACUACGUCCAUGCCCUGGUCACCUAUUUUAAUAUUGAAUUUACCAAGUGCCACAAGAAAAUGGGGUUUUCCACAGCCCCCGAUGCCCCCUACACCCACUGGAAGCAGACUGUCUUCUACUUAGAAGAUUACCUCACUGUCCGGAGGGGGGAAGAAAUCUAUGGGACCAUAUCCAUGAAGCCAAAUGCCAAAAAUGUGCGAGACCUCGAUUUCACGGUAGAUUUGGAUUUUAAGGGACAGCUGUGUGCAUCUGUAUCUAAUGACUACAAAAUGCGUUAGCACACGUGGGAAGCUGCAGAGAGCGAGCAAGAAGAGAAACUCUUCCCUCCAUCUGCGGCUCCGUAACAAGGACUCCACGCUCGAAAACCAGAGUUUUAAAUUCUGCCUUGAAGAUUGGUGAACUCACCAGGGCUCCCGUGGGCCCUGCCACGGGACACAGAGCCUCCAGCUCCCCGACUCUGCUCUGGGAGCCCUUCACCGAGGCUUUGCUGUCGCCCACACAGACCAGCCUCCAGUGCUGGGGCUGGGGCCCCGAGGAUGGAAAAGUGCACACGUAUACCCAUUGUCCUCCUUAACUGUGAAUCUCCGGAACUUCCAAGUUUUGCAUGCUGCAGGCAUCUAGGACAGACUGCUUCACUAGAACCUGGACACGUAGUGUCUUUGAUAGCGUAAGCCAGAUCACCCGUCUGUGCGGUGGCGUGUGCGUGCGCGUGCGCGUGCGUGCGUGCGCGCCUCCAGCAGACCCAUUAGUUUCUCUGCCCACACCACCUGUAUAUGCAUGCAUAUACAACCACGUGGGUAUACGUCUGUGUUCAUUCAGGGUGUGUGUGUGCGUGCGUGCGUGCGUGUGCGUAGAAUAUAUAUUACUCUCAGAGGAGAUUCUGUUGCUUUCGAAUAGGAAUUUGUUUUGUGAUUAGUUUUCCCCCUUCCCCAUCCCUUACAGAUGUUAAGCAGCUAUGAAACGUUCUCUGUACCGGCUCUGGUCUCCUUUUGAUAGACUGUGUCUCUGAACCCUGAGCAUAGUACCACGCACUCUG
Molecule: messenger RNA, 1367 nt
Organism: Lutra lutra (Eurasian river otter)
Lineage: Eukaryota; Metazoa; Chordata; Mammalia; Carnivora; Mustelidae
Product: protein arginine N-methyltransferase 8-like
Biological process (GO): peptidyl-arginine methylation
Cellular component (GO): plasma membrane
Molecular function (GO): protein-arginine N-methyltransferase activity
Source: RefSeq, a predicted model, not a curated record